Messenger RNA from Entamoeba dispar SAW760, 552 nucleotides. RefSeq names its product vacuolar protein-sorting-associated protein, putative. The coding region runs from base 1 to 552 and encodes 183 amino acids. Gene Ontology annotation, cellular component: ESCRT II complex. Lineage: Eukaryota; Evosea; Mastigamoebida; Endamoebidae. Gene Ontology annotation, biological process: protein transport to vacuole involved in ubiquitin-dependent protein catabolic process via the multivesicular body sorting pathway. Gene Ontology annotation, molecular function: protein homodimerization activity; structural molecule activity. The record is from RefSeq and is a predicted model, not a curated record. The transcript has 3 exons.
AUGACAUUUGAAAUCCCUGAAUUUGCCAAAUUUCCACCAUUUUACACAGUACAACCAGUAGACAAAACAAAAAAUCGCCAACUUCAACUUUGGUCACAACUUGUAUUAAAAUACUGUGAAUACAUUAAAAAACCAAUAAUGAAACAGUCAGAGUUCAACAAAUUACCAAUUUUUAAUAAUGAAGAACUUCACCGUUUGUUGGUUAAUAGAAUAAAAAUGAAUGUAUUAGGAGCACUAAGUGAAAUUGGAAUUGAAUUAGUCAAAGAAUUUAUGGUGAGUAAUAAACAAAUUGUAGACCUAAACAAAUCAAAUAAAUUAAUAAUUCUUUAUAAACCACUUAUAGAAUGGGGAAAAGAGUUAUAUGAAUAUGGAAAUUGUAGGGGAUUAAUUGGACGAUCAGGCACAUUUUUUUCAAUUGAAAAUGAUGAAGAUUCUGUUUUUUAUCAAUUAGAUGAUGAGUUACUAAUAGAAGGAUUUAAUGCAGUUAAAGAACAAGGGAAAAUGAAAUUGGCUGAGAGUAAAGGACAAUAUGGGGUUUUUUGGUUGAAAUAA